This is a messenger RNA of Bemisia tabaci, 1568 nucleotides long. RefSeq lists its product as uncharacterized. NCBI's taxonomy places the organism in Eukaryota, Metazoa, Arthropoda, Insecta, Hemiptera, Aleyrodidae. The record is from RefSeq and is a predicted model, not a curated record.
CAAAAACAAAAAGUUUGAACUUUUCCGCCAAAACUUUCUGCAGCCGGAACACAACACAAAGAGAGUUUGAGUUUUUAUAUAAAUCAGAACAUUAUUUAAAGUGAUCGAGAUGAAGUGCUCCUUUUUCAGCACCCCUGAUUGUCUUCAGACCAUUGAUGAGGAUAUAAGGGAAUUUAAGAAAAAAUUUGGUAAUUUUACUACUCACAAGGCAGAAACAUUGCUACUAGAAAUAAUUGAAACACUGGAUUUUUUCUCUUCAGAUGAUAAUAGUAAAAUUGGAACUUUACUGAAGUUAAAGGAGACGGUUGAGGCUCUGGAAAAUGAAAUCAAGGAAGAGUACUCAGGUGAUGGCUCUCUAGAAAAUUUUGUAGCAAUGGAGAAGGAGAUUAAAUACAUGGCCAAAACUUGCUCAGAUCUUCAGCGGGAACGGAAGGAGCUCCAAGAAGAUAUUGAGAAAUUAAAUUCUUUAUGGACCCAAAAAAAUGUUGAAAUGGACGAAACACGAGACAAGGUGAUGGACAAGUUCAACCUAUUAGAACAAAUUACCAAACUAUAUGAGAAGCACCUUGGUGUUUUUUUGUGUCCUGUAGGUGAUAGCUCUUUCCGAUUGAUGUUUAAUAAUGAUCUAAAACAACCUAUGUUCAUCAAUUUGAAGUAUGAAAAUGGUUUGAUCAAAGUCGUAAAUGUUAAUACGAGCACCCAGGACAAAGAAGCCAUUGUGAAAAAAGUUAAAUCCUCUACAGAUUAUCAAGGCCUUUUAUCUGUGAUGGAUUCUUACAGGAAGUAAGAAUUUGGUCAGGUAAGAUAAUGUGAAGAUAGUGCUUUUUAUUGAUUUACUCAGGGUUUCAAAAAGGGCAGUGCACUGAAUAUCCAGAAAUUUGGCGCCUGCUUUGUUUUGGUAUUAUUUGAUACGAUGUUCGUUACGGCCUUCUAAAUAUGUUGAGCUUUUAAAAUCUGACUUUUGUCAAGGUCGAGAAAAGCAGGGCAGAGAACUGAAUUUAUUGGCUUUCCUACAUGUGUUUUCUAACGAAAUUGUGGAGCUUUUGCCAAGUGAGAAAAAAAAUUAAAUUCAAUGGAAUAGAAGUUCAACCGGUCAAUUUAUUUCUACUUAAAAAAAAGGGCACAGCUUGAUCUUAUCAAGUCCUAUUAGCCGGACUAAAUUGCAUCAUUUUACUCACUGCCAGUAUGUGCUUCUAUUUGUAAUUUAUAUUUCAUAAUUCUUUUAAUUUUAAUUUUGCACUCUUUGAUGUAUGAUUGAAGAUAUUUUAAUUUUGCCUUUUGAGUGCUUAAAACUAUAUUUUUUACUCUAAAUCCAAUUUCGGGGUGUAAAAAUAAUAUUUUGCUGGUUAAAUUAAAUUAAUUAUGUAGUUGCAUGCGCAUUGUAUGAUCUGUUGUACCUGAGCUUUUUGAAAAAAUUAAGAAGCUAACUUUGUUGCGAUUGUAAGCAAUUGUGAAUAUCAUAGGAGAUUAUUAAUCUUUUAAACUCAUGUUCAGACUUUUUUUAAUCAGUUGUCAACUGCAUAUCUGCUCUGUUUUCCACUCAAUAAAUUAUUAAUUUUUUUAAAAUA